GCUAUUUUACUUUCAAGUUCAGCACUGCUCUGGUUCCGUCAAUCAUUCACGCCUCCGGAAACCUUUGCCUUUGACUGAAUGGGCGCAAUUUCCUUCCUGCCGUUGCUACAAAACCGAAUGUCCCCGCGACCUGUUGCUUCAAAAUAGCAACCGAACGCAUUCUCAGCACGCGCCCCCAAAACGACACCUAGUAUCGGAAUUCCGCACUGUUACCAAGGCACCCGGGCUCGGGUCAAAAUCCGUUGAAUGCACCCGAAUGGUUGUUUAUUCCGCUGGCCUGGUUUCAGUUCAGAAGUGAACAGCCAAUCGAUAAGUGGUGAAAAAUUUUCGCUCCGUGGAGGAAUUUUUCUGAAAAAUUUCUUUGAAAGUUGAACGUUUUAUCGGUGAAAUAAUGGAGAAAGAAAGCCGUUCUAAACCGAUUUCGAUCGUUCCGAAGAAUGUGUUUGGAUUGCGAACGGAUAUUGUUGGAAAUGUGCAUUUCACAACGAAGCAGGAGAUCAUUUACCCGGUGGCAGGGGUCCUAGCCAUUCACGAUUACAGCACCAAUAAGCAGAAGUUUUUGAGAUUUCCAGAAAAUUAUCACCCUGAAAGGAUUGUCAUUUCGCCGGAUCGCAGAUACAUAGCAAUAUCGGAAAAGAGUGCUGAUAACAAAUCAUUGAUCAACAUCUACGACAUCGCAACGCUGAAGAAACGGAAGACCCUUCAACUGCCACCGGAUUGCCCCAACACUCAGAUAGGCAACAUUUGCUUCACAUACGACUCGCGUGGAAUCGCAGUCCUCUCCGUGGAACCGGAUGCCUUUCUCUCGAUCUUUUCGUUCGAUAAGAACGAAUCGCUCAUCAUUGGCCGAGCCUCCAACUCCAGUCAACAAGGGCAGGCCAACUAUUUGUCGUGCAACCCCGGAGAUGCCACAAUUGUGGCCGUCGGGGGUUAUUACAUGCUCAAAAUAAUGAACAAAACCGAUAAGGGCUUCGGACAGAUUGGAACCAUCAAAGGGGACAACUUGCUUGUAACAUCGAUCGCAUGGUUGACUGCCGAAGCCCUCGCUGCAGGAACGGCUGAAACCGAACUGAUAUUUGUUGAAUCUGGAGAGCUAAAACUCAAGCUGAGAGCCGACGAAGUUGAGCGGAUCGAUCUUUCGACCGAUACCGAUGGAGAACUCUCGUCGAGCCCGGACAGCGAUUCAAGUACCAAGAAGGAAAACCACGAUGUGCUCUGUUUGACUCAGUUCGACACAGGAUUUCUCUAUGCUAUCCACAAUUCGGUUCACGUUUUCGAGAAAACUACCAACUACAUUUUUACGAAGAAAUCGAUCAUACGGAUCCCCGUCACGCUCUACGAUGAACAAUCGUACAAGAUCAUCAACGUCGCCGUAAAUGCCGAACAAGACACGAUCGUCGUCGCUACGAAACAUUCCCAAAUCUACAUUGGAAUGUUGUUCGUUCCAGAAACUCUGAAGGUCAGCGAAUUGGUGUUUCGACAUCUGGGGGAACCUCUUCAUGUCAAUGGAAUAGUUGGUCUCUCGGUAUGUUCCUGGAAGCCAAUUCUUAUGACUGCGUCUAAGGAUCUUACCAUACGUCUCUGGAACUACCACAGCAUGAAAGUCGAGUUGGUAAAGAAGUUUCAGAUCGAAAUCGGAGUUAUCGCGCUGCACCCAUCGGGAUUCUUCGCCGCCGUUGGUUUCAUCGAUUUGCUACGGUUGAUGCAAAUUCAGCUGGAUGACCUUAAGGUUACCAAGGCAUUCAACUACCCGAAUUGCACACAGCUGAAGUUCUCGAACCGGGGUCACCUAUUGGCCGCAGCUCAUGGAAAGGUUAUCAGUUUAAUCAGUAUCUUCACGUUUGAAGUUGUGCAAACGCUCAAAGGCCACAAUGGAACCAUACUGAGCCUAUCAUGGUCUGCUGAUGAUCUUCUCCUAGCGUCCGGUGGAAACGAUGGAGCCAUCUACAAAUGGAAUGUAGUAACCGGCGAGCGAAUCGAAGAGAUAGUCCAGAAAGGGAUCCAUUACCGUUCCUUGGCAUUGACGAGCGAUGCCAAUUCAGUGUUUGCCAUCACAAAUACGGGACUUAUCCGGGAGAUGUGCAAAUCAGACAUAAAUCGAGAAUUCAAGAUCCCAGACUUGACGCCGCUAACGGACAUUGCUCUGUCUAGAUCCGAUCUGAUGAUGUUCGUUGGCACAGAGAGAGGCCACCUCUACAAUGUAGAUAGCAGUAACGGGAAUUGCAGCAACAUUCGGUUCUUCAACACCAAAAUCACCAAGGUUUGUUUGACUUACAACGAUUGCACACUUAUUACAUCGGCUGAUGACGGUACGUUGAUCAUCUGGACGAUUUUGAACAACGAAGGUAAAACUGCGCCGCAUGCUCCGGAAUUGGGACUUUGUUCGGAUAUCUUGAUAGCUAGGCAAGAUUUGGUCGAUAAGAAUGAUUUGAUUUCUACCCUGGAAAUGCGGAUUCAACAGCAGAUUAUGGAGUUUCAAUACAAGAUGAAACAAGGGGACGUAUUCCACUCAGAGCAGAUGAGGGACAUUCAUCGAGACUACUGCGCAGCGAUUGAAGAAUUGAAGAAAAAGAAUGAAGAAAUGGAAAUGGCCCAUCUGGAGGAGUUCAACCUGAUGACGGCGAGUAUUGCUCAGGCCAAGGAAGAUCAUCAGAAGGAAAUGAUGGAAUUCGAAGCGCAGUUCCAUGAGAAAAUUAUCAUGGAAUACGACAAGCUCAGCGAAAUGAAGCAACGCAUGGACCAGAUGCGAGAAGAUUAUGAGAUCAAACUCCGUCGAUCAGCAGGUUGCUUGCAGGAUACAAUUGAAUCUUUGGAGGCUGACCAAAAGAAACAACUGAUUGAAAAACAGGAAAUUAUAGAAGGAUUGUUGAAGGAAAUGGAUCGAAAACGAAUAGAGUUCAACGAGUACUGCAAGCAGGUUGAUGUUGACAACGAUCGCAACAAAGUCGAAUUGCAGCUGAACUACGAGAAGAAACUCCAAGAGGAGGAGGAAAAUUGCAUGAAAUGGCGAGGUGAGGCCGGAGUACUGAAGAAGAAAUUCUCCACUCUAAGCCGAGAGGCGGAAAACUACCGAAAAGAGAUUGAAACCCUCCAAUAUCAGCACGGAAAGUUUCAGCAAGCAAUUAAACAACACCAGAGAGACAUUGAAGAUCUAAAAAGAGACCUCUCAGAUCGUGAAGCGAUUAUCAAAGAAAAGGAACGUAAACUUCACGAGAUGAACAAAAAGACGAACGAGUUGGAGAAAUACAAGCAAGUUCAAACGCACAAAAUUAACGAGCUCAAAAGCCAAAUUGAACCGAAGGAAAGGGAAAUCAAAGAGAAGAAAGAAGUGAUUGGUGAGAUGGAGAAAAAGCUAGAAGAAUUGCAGCAGAACAACAAACAACUAGCUUUACAGUUGCAAGAAUUGCGCGACAAAUACUACGGAGCCGAUCUAGAGCUUCGUAAGGAGCGCAAUCGAUUCCGCGGGGCUAAAAAUCAGUACCAACAAGUUUGCAGAGAGAUUUAUAACGUCGCUGGACUGAUUCAAAAACCCGACGAAUUGAAACGAGGAAUAACCGAUCUGUGCCAUCGAUAUUCGGACGACAAAGAGCUUCAGAAGUCACUGGCUUCAACCGAAGACGUUCAGAAUGAGUUCCUUCGACAGAGAGAACACUUGGAAAAGUUGACCAAGAAUGCGAAAAUGAAGAGCGGGCAGACUAAAGAUACGGGCGAGACUAUGAAGCUGUUGAAGGAGAACAUGGAACUGCUGUCCGAGUUGAACAAGUUGAGAGAGCUGCUAAACGAGAAGCAACGUGCCUGCACCAGAAUGGAAGCAUUGCUGGGACUGUCCAGUAAGGCUAUAUCACCACGGGAAGCAAAAUUGAAGCUCGAGAAAGCUGUUGCGGACAAGGACGAACUGGAGAACAGACAUCGUGAGCAGGUGACCAAACUACAAGAAGUGAUCAAAUCGCUUUCCAAUGAAAAUCAAAAUUUACGAUCGGAAAUCGUUGGUUUGAACAAGAAAAAUAGCACUAGAAGUUAAGACUAGAGCAAUGUAUGCUUGGUUUUAGAAAUACAUCGUAGUGUGUUCUUGAAA
Messenger RNA from Aedes aegypti (yellow fever mosquito), 4075 nucleotides. It is a transcript of the gene tous, whose product is annotated as cilia- and flagella-associated protein 57. Gene Ontology annotation, molecular function: protein binding. The record is from RefSeq and is a predicted model, not a curated record. Bases 392 to 4021 code for a protein of 1209 amino acids. NCBI's taxonomy places the organism in Eukaryota, Metazoa, Arthropoda, Insecta, Diptera, Culicidae. The transcript is spliced from 8 exons.